AAACAUAAUGGUCACCAGAUGGCGGCAUGUUCGGCUUACUGAUGAGAUGCAAGAGUUGUGAAGAUAUCGAAUGUUGUGGCCACAAAGUGAUAAUCAAAUCUGGCCAUUUCUGAUAGCGUGAGCAACUUGAUUGCGCCUCCAGGUACCGCUAAAGAUUUGCAAAACUGCACGGAUUUGUCUAGAAUAAUCGAUUAGGUUCAAAGAGGUUAGACUCUCGUGCAAAGCACGUUGUUUUUGAGGGGACUUCUCGCGUUCCAAGAGAGACAACAUCACAACAUGGAUGAACAAAGAAUGAUGGGGAUGCUGUCUCAGGCCGGCUACGGGAUGCAGGGAGGACCUGUAGACGGUGUUGGUGACCCAGGAGUACAGGAAGGAAGAAAACAAGAUAUUGGAGAUAUUUUACAACAAAUCAUGACCAUCACCGAUCAGAGUUUGGAUGAAGCACAAGCUAGGGCCAGCUAUGAAGCUCAAAUGAACAUGCAGAAACACACAUUGAACUCACAUAGAAUGAAACCAGCUUUGUUCAGUGUUCUGUGUGAAAUCAAGGAAAAGACUGUUCUCAGUAUACGAAACACAAAUGAAGAUGAACCGCCAGAUCCUCAGCUGAUGCGAUUGGACAAUAUGUUGAUAGCAGAGGGGGUGGCAGGCCCUGAGAAGGGGGGUGGAGCAGGAGCUGCUGCCAGUGCAUCAGCGGCAGCAUCAGGGGGAGACAAUGCUAUUGAACAUUCAGAUUAUAGGGCAAAACUGGCUCAAAUUCGACAGAUUUAUCACACAGAGUUGGAGAAAUAUGAACAGGCUUGUAAUGAAUUCACAACACACGUGGUGAAUCUACUACGAGAACAGAGUCGAACCCGUCCUAUUGCCCCCAAAGAAAUUGAGCGGAUGGUUAGCAUUAUUCGUAAGAAGUUUUCCGCCAUAGAAAUGCAGCUCAAGCAGAGCACGUGUGAAGCUGUCAUGAUACUGAGGUCACGGUUUCUGGAUGCAAGGCGCAAGAGACGUAACUUCAGCAAACAGGCAUCUGAAAUUCUGAAUGAGUAUUUUUACGCCCACUUAAGCAACCCAUACCCAUCAGAAGAAGCCAAAGAGGAGUUGGCAAGGAAGUGCGGCAUCACAGUGUCCCAGGUUUGCAAUUGGUUUGGUAACAAACGUAUCCGUUACAAGAGAAACACACAGAAGGAACAGGAAGACAUCCGUUUACAUGGCGUUAAGGCUGCUACUGCAGCAGCUAUGCAAGGGCCCAGUCAAGGCUACAUGCCCCAAGGUCAGCUGGGUUCCUACAUGAACCUCAAUGGAGAUAACUAUCAGGCAGACUCAGUUGGAGCAAAUGUACAAUCACAGGUGAACUCCUUGCGUCAUGUCAUUAAUCAGACAGGGGGAUAUCAAGACAGUACCUCCUAUGACAUGCAGGUGUCAGGCAUGCAUCGUGGGUAUGGUCACCACACCAGUAGUAGCCCCCCUGAUAUGGGUUCAAGAGAUGGAGGUAGUCGAACGACUUCACCCGGAGGGGAGGACAGCAAUAGUUUCCCAAACAUUCACGAUUUGAACAGCAAUUCUGGAGAUGGCAGUUACCAUGAUGAGGAGCCAUCCAACAAAAGGCCUAAGGUCUAAGAAAGUCCAGGUCACUGUCCUCAAUGUCAAAGUUCAAGGCCAUCAUCACUGUGAAAGAAGAAUGGCUGAAGAACUUAUGUGAACUGUCUCAAGAAUAUGUUGGAUUUUUAUGCAGUUCUUUACAUGUGUGUAUGUAUAUGAGCUGUUCUUUAUUUAAGAAAUUUGUUUGAAUGUGUAGAUGUUUAAUGUGGAUUAUUUUCUUCCAUGUAACAUGUUACUCUGCCCCUAUACUCUAGACAGAAAAAGGGAAUUACUUUAUGCAAAUAUGUAGUCACAUUUUUCUUGAAAACAAGCAGAAAACCCCAGAAUAGUACAUCCUGAACAUUUUAUGAAAUAUUGUUGGUCCUAGUUUUUCCUUGUUGCUCAAAAAAUCAAAGGCCAAUCCAUCAUGUUUUAAGUCACUUUGUUAUGGAAGAUUAAAUCAAAAGUUAAAGACAAAACCAUUAGUUUUAGAGCAGUAUGUUGAUAUGUUGCAUGAUCUUGCAACACGCUAGUCAGAAGUAUUUUAAGCAGCACAUAUCAUUUUAACCUUGGGGAGGGUGGAUGUGUGUGUGGAUUUGGCCAAUUUGCAAAAUGCUUCCAAGAAGUUAGCUGGUGCUGAUAUUGUUGGUUCAUUAUUGAUAUUGAACCAAUGAAUGCCAUCCAGAAUGGUACCUUCAUUAUAAGAAUACUUUUUUGUGUGGUCAAUCAAAAAGACAGUCAGUGAUGAAGUUUUCUUGUUGAAUAUAAAGUGGAAAUGAACAAUAUUUUUAAAGAUUUCCUUUUCAAUAUAACUGUAAACGAAUUUUUCUUACUUUUGGCAGUGUUUUUUACAUGAAUAUGUAAGUUAAACUUAAAAGUUUAAGACAAUCCCUUUUGUUUGUUUUAGGUUUAAUCCUUCUUGAUCUCUCAAAUAAUUUAUCCCUUCUACUUCCAAUAUCAGUUAAAUACUAAUUUUGUCACGGUUGCCAUGAAGGCCUUGCAUGAUAUCAGCCUGUUCUUUCAAGGGUAAUGGACAGUUUAAUUCAUCGGUUUGUCAAAUAAUAAUGGGAUUCAUUACCCCUUCCACAUAAAGUAAACAGUUUUACCUAUUGGUGCCUGAAAACUGAAUGGGUGAGACAGAUAGAGUAUUGAAAUAGUUGAAUAACUGUCUUAUCUGUAUCUAGCCUAGUCAUUAUGAAAGAUUAUGUACCUACUAGAAUUUUUGAAAAAGGUUACUUAAAUUUAAGUAGUGGAUAGCUGUAGGGUACAUUAGUGUAACAAUUUAUAUAUAUAUUUUACUACGUGUUCUAGUCCUCUUUUUUUUAAUUUUUUAAGAUAAAUGUUAUUGGUGCUGUUUAAAGUAAGUGGACAUGCAAAAUUCACAUUAAUGGAUUGUUCUGUUAUGUUUUAUACUACUUUAAGAGAGACACAUUUCCAUAAAUUAAGUGUUCAUAACAAGACACAAAUCUUUUCAAAUUUAUUCAUGGUGAAAUUAACAGUUUAUAUCUUGGGCAUACAUUAGACUCUAUAAAAAUGUAUACCUUUUCUGAAAAUUUUCAGUUGGCUUAAUUUUAAUUGUACACGGAUACUAUUACAAGGAGACACCUAAAAUUUUGUCUUGUGGCUUUGUCUUAGUAAAGUGGCUGUCUUCAACAUGGCAUUUUUUAUCUCAGUGAAUUUUUACUUGAGAGUUAAAUUAACUUCAGAUGAUUUUCAGCCUUCAAAGGAACUUGCAUAUUUCAAAUAGGUAUUGCAUUUUUUUUUUUUUUUUUUUUUUUUUGACAGGGGUUUUAAAUUAUCUGAAAUCACUUAUUUGCAACAUAAAUUUCAUGCUCCUUUUCUUGACUGGUAUGUCCAUGUCUUAUGAAGAUCAUUAAGAUGAUAUUUGUAAAAAGUGCUGUUUAUUUGCUUGGAUUUAUUGCUGUGUAAUUCUAUAUAUAUAUAUAUAUACCAAAGGGAACAAACAGUAUUGUACUUAUAUUAUGGCAAAUUGGUCCUCAAGACCUUAAAACAGAUUUUUAGUAUAAACCUUCCAAACCAGGUGAAACUCUUUGUUUUCAGAAAAAUCAGGCAGCCCCCACUUAAUAUUAUAUUAUUAUUGCAUCAGUGAUACCCUGAAAGCGUUCUUGACUUUUAUACGAGAUGAGAAUGUAAAGAAGCACAGUGGGGACAAAUGUCUAUGACAAAAUGAGUUAAAUCUGGUUUUAGAAAUAUUUAUACCUCAUCUAGCCUUCACUUAUAUUCUGAGUUACUUCAUUUUUGCAGUGGUACGGAAUUUCAACUAUUGUACUUUCCCCAUAACAGUUGUAUAAUUAUACUCCCCCCCCCUCUCCUUUUAAAGAAAGUAUAAAAAGUGACUUGUUGGCUUCAGGAUUCUUUCAUGAGAGUACAUAUUUUAAUGAGAAUAUUUUGGGAUAUAUUUGCCAACACAAAAUUGAUGAAGUUCUUUUCCCAACUGACCUUGAAAUCAUAAUUUUUUUUUUUCAUUUAUUAUAAUUAUUUCAAUUAAAAGUAGAAAUCUGAAGUUUUUGUACCACUUACAUAUGGAAAUAUGCAAGUGAAAUAUUCAGUCUCUUAAAUUUAAUUUUUUUUCUUAUUAAUUAAAAUAUGUUAUUUUUAUUUUAUUUUUUUCUGUACAUAGGACAAUUUUUCCAACUUUAUUUCUGAACUUUGCUUUUUGGUUCACAAUUAAUUUGAUGGUUGUAAAGUAAUAGUUCAAAGCUGCAUAACAAAGCGGAAUAUUCUUUUUGUUUGUGAUAUAAAUUGUUUUAAAAUGUGCUUUAGUAGAAGGUAUAUCUUCAUGGUGCCUCUUUAGAUUAACAGGCUAAACUUUUUUGUGCCUUUUUUCCAAACUAAAUACAGAAUCUCAGAAGCCGAUAAAAGUCGAUAUAAAAAGUAUAUAGCAAACUGAUCAGUGUACCAUCUAUUCAUUGUCACUUAUCUUGGAAUUUAAAUGUAUCAAUAAUUUAGAUAUUUAAGAUGUGGCCUUUGAAUGAGACCUUACCUGGCAUAUGUAGAUUUUUAAUAGAAAUUACUGUUAUCAUAACAAUUUUCAUAAAAUAACAAUGAUUUAUACAUGUAGUACAUUAUUUGUAUGUAAUAUAUUGAUAGAGAAAUAUUGUAUUUUUCUGAAACAUUUCAAAUAAAUGUUGCUUUGCUUUUAGUUGAA
Lingula anatina is the source of this 4738-nucleotide messenger RNA. Its product is annotated as pre-B-cell leukemia transcription factor 1. The record is from RefSeq and is a predicted model, not a curated record. Lineage: Eukaryota; Metazoa; Brachiopoda; Lingulata; Lingulida; Lingulidae. Gene Ontology annotation, biological process: regulation of DNA-templated transcription. Gene Ontology annotation, cellular component: nucleus. Gene Ontology annotation, molecular function: DNA-binding transcription factor activity, RNA polymerase II-specific; DNA binding.